UAACCAACUAAUCAAUCGCUAUAUUUUCAUCGGUUUCAUAAAGUUGUGAUAAAUAAGUUUAAAGCGUUGUAGGGCUAUGUGUAAAAUGUCGGAAUUCACGGAUAACAAGGGCUUCCAGGAAUCCUGUGAGUUUUCAUUAACUAAGGCGGUGGAGGAUGUCAGUCAGCACAGCCACACCCAGACUGAGACCCUGAGAGAGAAACAGAAAAUUCUGAAAACCUUGCAGGCGGCUCUGGCUGACAUUGAAAAGAAAACUGUACAUGCGGAGCAGCAGCUGAGGUCCAAGUUGAGAGAAAUCCGCCUGCUGGAGGGAGAGAUGGAGCAUCUGGAGAGGCAAAAAGUGCUGCUGCAGGACCGCUGUGCCAGCAUCAACAGGGAGAACGUAAAACAACACAUGCUCAUACAGGACAAGGAGGAGAAUGCCCGAUCCACUCUGGAAAAAAUCAGCAUGUACAGAAACAAGAUGAAAGGCCACAGAGAUGCCGUUCUGCAGGCUGUGAGCCAGAUAGAGGCCCACAGGGAGCUGGAGGAGAACAGGAUGCUGGUCUUGAAGCUGAGGCAGGAGAAGGAACAGCUCAAGGAGGAUCUGCAAAACCCAAAUGGGAUAACCCUGCAAACAGCUAAGGAGGAAACUGAUGCCCUGAAGAAAGAGAUCUCUGAGAGAAAUAUAGCCAUUGCUGGAGGAAGAGAACAACUGAAAAAAGAGUUUGAGAUUCAUGCAAAGUUAAAGAGAGAUAUCGAGAUCCAAAACAGGCGCUAUGAAGCCAUCGUCAAACGGCUGCGCUGCCAGCUCAGCAGAGCUCAGGCCGUACACAGGCAUACUUUGGAUGAAAUUUUCCACCUGCAGAAGGAGCUGACUGAGCUCAAGGGGCAUCAGCAUUCUUCACAGGAUUGAAGAUAUUUAAAGUGCAAUAUUAUGUCUGCUAAUCUUGGUUAUUUGUUCUGCUGGAGAAUACAUUUAGGGAUUUAAGAUACUUGCUACUAAUAGAACAGUUUGUUUUUGUUCCUUGUGUUGAGCAGGUGGGGGCAGCACCCUCCAGUAAAUCUCUAGCUAAGGCUUCUUAUGUGUUUGACUGUCAUAUUCUGUGUUUAUGCAAACCACCAAUGGCCUCAAUUUAAGCUUUGCCAAAUCCAAACGCUAAUCCACUGAGAAUUUAUUAAAUAAAGACACGUUUAUCUUG
Messenger RNA from Poecilia latipinna (sailfin molly), 1181 nucleotides. RefSeq names its product coiled-coil domain containing 122 (gene ccdc122). NCBI's taxonomy places the organism in Eukaryota, Metazoa, Chordata, Actinopteri, Cyprinodontiformes, Poeciliidae. The transcript has 7 exons. The record is from RefSeq and is a predicted model, not a curated record. The coding region runs from base 77 to 895 and encodes 272 amino acids.